AUGUCGAGCUCUAGUAAAAAAACAAGAGGAAGUAUAGCCUGAGCCUCCUUUUGGUUCGAACUGUUCCGGCGUCAAUCGAAAAGUGGUUCUACCAACAUUUGCUGGUAAGACCUAUCCCAAGAUAGCAAGUCUCUAAUAAGAAACGGAUUUACCAUUAGAACAGUUGGUUCAAUCAAAAACUUUGGUAAGCCAACUCCCCGAUUAACUUCGGGAGACUUCGAGAUAGUCGAUCCAAAAGGAGGCUCAGGCAAUAUCUACCAUCGACUCUAUAAAAAUACGAAGCAAGCCCUUUCAAGAUCCUUGUCUUCUUCAGAGUCUGGAAGUUUCAAAAAAACUACUAGCACCAAUUCUACCCCAAAAUUAAAAACUGACUUUUAUGCGAAAGGUCUGAAAUUCAAGCAGGAAACUAUGAAAAUCAUCGAAAUCGAGCGUAAGAAAAUCGAGGACGAGAGGAAAAAAAACGAAACUUUCCGCCCAACCAUCGACAAAGCUUCCAAGCAGAUGCUGCGGAGACCAAACUUAAAAGCUGAAGACCUGCUUAUAGAAGCUGGAAAAACAUAUAAAAGCCAUAUAAGCGAAUUAAAAGAAGCAAAACAAAAUGCUGAGCUCAGCGAAUGCUCAUUCAAGCCUACAAUAAGCGGAUCAAGGACUUCUAGAAGCCGAUCUUCAAGCAGAGACGUGUACUCUGACCUAUAUAACGAUGCUGGAGAAAGAAGGUCUAGAAACAGCUCAUUGUCUGAACAAAGCACUAGCCAAUGCUCCUUUAGGCCUAGAAUUCAAAGUCAUAUCAGGAACUCGUCUGAAUCAAAGGAAGCUAUCUUUGAAAGACUUUAUAACUCCAAAAAAAAGUUUUAUGAAGACAUGAAAGCGCGGAAAAAACAAUUAGAAUCUCUAGAAGCGUCAGUUGACCAAACAAAUGGGCAGGAACUGUUUCAUCCUACUAUUAAUAAUGGAUCUAGGACGAGCAGGUCUAGAAAUGGGUCUAUUUGGGACUAUCUUUAUUCACUGAAAGAUAACCAAACUGCAAAACAGCAGGAAAAUUUAGAAAAAACCCAGAAAUUCUGGGAAGCAAGCAGCACUGCCAAAAAAGUAUGUGAGGAGUCUCAAAAAAUCUUUACUCCCCCCCCCCCCCCCUCCGUGAGCGAACAAAACCAUUAGAAAAAUCGCCAUUUUUUGACCAAAAAACCCACCCUCCGUGAGUGAACAAAAAAUUUUUUUAAUAGAAAAAAUUUUAAUGGAAAAAAAUUUUGAUAUAUAAGUGAUAAUUAGUAUAAUGAAAUCUAGAGCUAAUUCUGUUUAAUUUUAAACAAAUUGCGUUUUAAAACAUAAAUUUUUGCAAAUUAAAUUAAUAUUUGCUUCCCAAUUUUUGCAAAUUAGGAUUUUUUUAAAUUUCGAAAAAAAUAUUUUUUAUAACAUUUAUAUAUAAAUUUUUUUAAAAAAAAAAAAAUUAACCCCCCCUCCGUGAGCGAACAAAAUUUUUUUGUUCGCUCACGGAGGGGGGGGGGGAGUUAGUUAGGAAUUUCCAGAGGAAGCAGCUUGAGCAGCUAUUUAAGUCUUUAGACUAUGAUAGUGAUGGGUUGAUAUCGUCUAACUCAAUAAAAAUCGAGCACUUAGACGUAAAAAGUAUUGUGAUUUUGACUCCAUAUUUGAACUUUCUCGAAGAGAGCAAAGAAGAAAAUGACUUUGAUAGGUUUAUGGAGCAUAUGGGAGAAUUGAUGCAGUCACUGAAUGUAGAAGACAAAGCCCAUCUACUAACUUCCCACUUUGAAUAAAAAAUUUUUAAUAUAAAAAUUGUAUAUUAAAAAAUAUUUUGAUAUAUAAGUGAUGGUUAUUAUAAUGAAAUUUCUAGCUAAUUCUGUUCGUUUUAAACAGCUUGCAUUCUAAAAUAUAUAAAUUUUAAAAAACAAAUUAACCCCACAUCAUGAGAGAACAAAUUUUUUGUUUGCUUACAGAGUAAAGAAAGAGGCCAAGCCUGUUGUGGAAGAAAAAAUUGUGCUAAUUAAUCCAAGAUCAGCAAAAUUAGCAGAAAAAAGGAGAUCCUCAAUGCCACAAGAUGUAUAUGAAAGACUCAUGUGGACUGCUCAAUUAAAAGAACUAAAAGCAAGCAAGCUAAAAUUGAUGAGGGAACAAGCAGAAUUAGAAGGCUGCACUUUUCAGCCAUCCUCAGGGAGAAAAAGAAAAAAAUAA
This is a messenger RNA of Blepharisma stoltei, 2187 nucleotides long. The record is from the annotation of a GenBank genome assembly. Lineage: Eukaryota; Ciliophora; Heterotrichea; Heterotrichida; Blepharismidae.